This is a messenger RNA of Symbiodinium sp. CCMP2456, 414 nucleotides long. NCBI's taxonomy places the organism in Eukaryota, Dinophyceae, Suessiales, Symbiodiniaceae. The record is from the annotation of a GenBank genome assembly.
AUGUGUUGCGAGGGUUGCUUUGGGAUCCAUGCCCAAUGUUCUUGCCCUAUAGCAGGCGAACGAACUGCCGACUUCAGCCUUGCCAGGUACGAGGUGGAGGUGCACGUGCUGAAGGAAUUUGGCAUGCCUGAGGUCGAGGAUUGGCUGUUGGUUUGCACUCCCAAGACGUGGCCCGUGGCGCCUUCGAAGUCGGACUAUGCUUCGAUAAAGUUCGCAGAAAUGCGAAGAUGGGCGGUGGAGGUGAACCGGCUUUGCCACCAAAGCCAGACUGGCUAUGUGGAGUGGCGGAGUUUGCAAUCUCGGAUGAGGCCAAUUCUGAUGGCGUCUUUGGCGCCACUUCAAUUCAAGGCAGCCCGCACCCAGGAAAAACUCCGGACAGGGCUAGCGCACAUUCAGCAUGUUUACGAAGUUUAA